Colletotrichum abscissum is the source of this 228-nucleotide messenger RNA. RefSeq lists its product as uncharacterized. Bases 1 to 228 code for a protein of 75 amino acids. Lineage: Eukaryota; Fungi; Ascomycota; Sordariomycetes; Glomerellales; Glomerellaceae. The record is from RefSeq and is a predicted model, not a curated record. The transcript has a single exon.
AUGUGCCGUAUAGUGUGCCUACACUUACCAAGCUCUGUAGCGAGAACCUUACCCGCUGCCCUUUUCCAAACUUCAGGUUGCCUAUGCAAGACCCAGGCUCACCAGCCGUCGCCGGCUUGUCUCCCUCUCCCUGGCGCUAUCCAUACGCAUGAUCAAGAUCAACCCAUCCUGGAGCGCUUGCAGACGGUCGAUUCGAUUUGUACCUACCGCAGCCAACCCCCAUCCUAA